Molecule: messenger RNA, 1353 nt
Organism: Uncinocarpus reesii 1704
Lineage: Eukaryota; Fungi; Ascomycota; Eurotiomycetes; Onygenales; Onygenaceae
Exons: 2
Coding region: 1-1353 (450 amino acids)
Biological process (GO): endoplasmic reticulum unfolded protein response; regulation of transcription by RNA polymerase II; phospholipid biosynthetic process
Cellular component (GO): endoplasmic reticulum; nucleus
Molecular function (GO): transcription corepressor activity
Source: RefSeq, a predicted model, not a curated record
AUGUCAACGGCCAACUCCACUCGAAUGGACGUUGACAGCAUGUGCAACGAUGAUCGCUCCACUCGAGCUACAAGCGUUUUGUCAAUGGAUGAUAUCGAAGCCGCACAGGCACUAGAAGGCCUCCGAUCAGAUUUCGCGCACUCUUCCCCGUCGUCGCGCCGCUCCACCCUGUUCUCAUCCGAGCCACCGCAGCCAGAGCCGCUAUUGUCGCUUCUUACCUCCUCCCACCCCUUGCUCUCCUCCGCUAUCAACAGCUCAAUGUCCGUCUACUCGUCAUCCAAGUCAUAUUCGCCCAGAUUCAGAUACGGCGCUGAAUUCAUAGAGCGGAAUAUCGGGACCCCAGUUGCAAACACUGUUGGGAGCGUCGGGCGCAAAACCGGUGUCGAAGGAGGCUUGCGCUGGGUUCUGCAGCGACGAGAUAACCCAGGUCCGGGCACCCGUGGUGCGCGCUCCGAUGGCAGGGAACAACACUCUGAUGCCAUGGAUAUUGAGAAGGGCCCAACCGAGCCACGGCCCACUCAUACAAGACGCUCCUCGGGUCUAUCCAGCGUCGAGACGUUGCCGCCGUAUGACACACUGUCGUCGCCCAACUAUGAAGAUUUGACGGCUCUAGAUAGCAAAAUCGAUCUCACUCAGCCUUCUCAGAAUCAGACCUGGCAGAGUCGCUUAGUAAUUUCCACCUCCGGGUUAGGAGUCGCGAUGAGCGAAGAAUCGCUGCGCAGUUUGACAUACUGUCUGAAGUGGUUGCAAUGGGCGAACACGCGCCUUGGAAGUUCCAUCGUAAUUCUGAAACGGGUUCUCGAAGAAUGGGACGAGUCACGGCAGCAAGAAUCGUCGGGCGAUAUCCUGGACCCGGAAAAUAGGCCAAGGAGCCCAACCGCCAUGUCGCGACAGAUCCAGCAGGUCAAACAGGACGUCCUUCAGACUCUCAAACAGGUGGUCGACGUGGUAUCGAGAUACGCAGGCGGCUCGCUACCUGAAAACGCGCGCAAUCUUGUUCGUCGGCAUCUGACCUCGCUGCCACAGAGGUUUCGACUUGCUUCAUCCUACACCAACAGACAGGACGAUGCGUCCGAUUCUCAGUCAGACGCCACCUCCACCAGCGCCCACCGUGUUCUAGUCCUUGCUGAGGAGGGUUUGGAUAUGAUGGCGCAAGUCAGCAGAGUUGUAAACGACACACUCGUAAGCGCCGAGAGUUGGUGCGAGAGGCUGCGAAGGCCGAAGCCAGCAGUCAACUCAACAGGUGCUCAAGACUCAGAGUCGCCGGCUUUGAGCAACCUAGACGUCAAGCAACCUUUCGUUGAUGCGACACAGCCUCGUGACGUGGAAAUGACAGGCAUGGAACAGGCUUGA